CACUGACAACACUCAAGUGUGCGCUCACAGCCCGGCAGUUUGAUUGACAGAACGGAGUGAUUGUAAUUCAACGAAGGAUCCGGUGAAGAUUCUCAGCGCAAUGUCAAGUCCAAAAAAAGUUUGCAUCGUCGGCUCUGGGAACUGGGGUUCUGCUAUUGCUAAGAUAGUUGGCACAAAUGCAAGGAAUAAUUCAAAGUUUGACUCCACGGUUAACAUGUGGGUGUUUGAGGAGACGGUGAACGGACGGAAACUCACAGAGAUCAUAAACGCAGACCACGAGAACGUCAAGUAUUUGCCUGGACACAAGCUUCCGGAGAAUGUUGUGGCGGUGCCAGAUCUGCUCGACGCCGCCAAGAGCGCCGAUAUCCUGCUCUUUGUGAUUCCACAUCAGUUCAUCGGUCGUGUUUGUGACACCAUGAAGGGCAAAAUCAAACCGGACGCGCUGGGAAUGUCACUCAUCAAGGGGGUGGACGAAGGCCCGGACGGACUGAAGCUGAUCUCAGAGGUUAUUCAUGAGAAGCUGGGCAUCAAGAUGAGCGUCCUGAUGGGAGCAAAUAUCGCUAAUGAGGUGGCGGAUGAGAAAUUCUGCGAAACCACCAUUGGCUGCAGGGAUCAAGCUCAGGGGGCUUUGCUUAAGGAGCUCAUGCAGACCGAUCACUUCCGGGUCACGGUGGUACAGGAAGCAGAUGUGGUUGAGAUCUGUGGUGCUCUGAAGAACAUAGUUGCGGUAGGAGCGGGUUUCUGUGACGGGUUGGGUUUUGGUGACAAUACGAAGGCUGCGGUGAUCAGACUGGGUCUCAUGGAGAUGAUCAGCUUUGCUCGGUUGUUCUGCACCGCCGGCUCCGUCUCUCCUGCAACUUUCUUGGAGAGCUGUGGUGUCGCUGAUCUCAUUACCACAUGCUACGGAGGACGAAAUCGGAAAGUCGCAGAGGCUUUCGCCAAGACCGGCAAGUCUCUUGAAGAGCUUGAAAAGGAAAUGUUGAAUGGUCAGAAACUACAGGGUCCCGCCACAGCUGCCGAAGUUCACACCAUACUUAAAAACAAAGGUGUUUUGAACAGAUUUCCUCUUUUUAAUGCUGUGUAUGAGAUCUGUUACGAGAGUCGGCCUGUUACUGAGUUCAUCCACUGCUUGCAGAAUCAUCCAGAACAUCAGUGAAUGAAAAAUGAAGCUGCAAUACUGAGUAUGUGUGAGUGUCUGUGUGCGUAUGUGAGCCCUGCUAAACGACAUAACAGCGCUGCUGUUGUUAUAAAUCCUUCUUAACAAGUUUUUUAAUCAGCAAGACUUUUCAAAUCAACCAACUUUGUCAAACUGAAGCAAAUCUUUGAAAAAAAAGUUGAUUUGUUUAUCAGGGCGUGAGUGUGUGUUACAGUAAGAGUGACCAAAGUCACUUGAGGACGCUCUCUCAGGUUUUGUCAUAGCUGCUGCUCAUUUUUAAUGUGUCCGUCCUGCAGCGGUGUACUUUCAGCCACUUUAUUCUGCAGAAAAGCCUCAAAUGUCAGACAGAGCGCUCCUCUUUAAGUGCCACUAAAGUGAGUGAAUCGUUCUCAAAAUCACACUGAAAUGAAUGUACUCAAUAUAUACUGUGAAAUAAAUCACUGUGUCUGUGA
Molecule: messenger RNA, 1608 nt
Organism: Labeo rohita (rohu)
Lineage: Eukaryota; Metazoa; Chordata; Actinopteri; Cypriniformes; Cyprinidae
Gene: gpd1a
Product: glycerol-3-phosphate dehydrogenase 1a
Exons: 8
Coding region: 101-1156 (351 amino acids)
Biological process (GO): carbohydrate metabolic process; glycerol-3-phosphate catabolic process
Cellular component (GO): glycerol-3-phosphate dehydrogenase (FAD) complex; cytosol
Molecular function (GO): protein homodimerization activity; NAD binding; glycerol-3-phosphate dehydrogenase [NAD(P)+] activity
Source: RefSeq, a predicted model, not a curated record